UUGAGAUUCCGUUAUUGCCCACCAAAAAUGAAGAUUGAAGUGGAAGUACUUUCCCAAGAAAUGAUCAAACCCUCUGUCCCAACCCCUGACCACCUUCGUAAUUACCAACUCUCUUUUCUUGAUCAGAUUCAGCCGCCAAUUUUCAUGCCUUUGGUUAUGUUCUAUCCCGAAGAACAUGAUGGUGUUAGCAACUUGGAACGAUGUAACAGGAUAAAAAGAGCUUUAUCCGAGGCUUUGUCUGUGUACUACCCGCUAGCAGGGCGGAUUAAGGACAACGCCUUUAUUAAUUGCAACGACGAGGGUGUUCUCUUUGUGGAAGCCAAGGCUAGUUGCCACCUUUCUGAUAUUCUUGAAGAUCCAAAUCCAAAUAACAACAACAAGUUCAUUCCUCUUGAGCUUGAUGAUGCCAAUGAGUUACCCGCUAUAGCACAAGUCACCUACCUUGAGUGUGGAGGUUUAGUAGUUUUCCUUGGGAUGUCACACAAGGUUGGUGAUGCCUUAUCAUUUUUCACGGUCAUUGACUGCUGGGCAGCUUUUGCUCGUGGUGACACUGAUAUAAUAAGUCCUAAGUUCGAUUCUGCUACCAUUUUCCCACCAAGGGAUAUAUCUGGGUUCCAGCCGAGGACUGGGAUUACAAAGGACAAUUUAGUGAACAGAAGAUUUGUCUUCGAUGCUCCAACAAUAGCAGCUAUCAGAGACAUGUUCACAGACAAAAAUAGCAUCGACGCCAGGCGCCCAACUCGUGUUGAAGCCUUAUCUGCCUUUAUAUGGAGCCGCUUUAUGGCUGCCACUCAAGAAAAAGUAGACCAAGGAAAGAUCUACACAGUGAUUCAUGCUAUGAACUUGCGUACAAGGAUGGACCCGCCGCUUCCAAAUCACCAUUUUGGGAAUAUCAGCAGGCCAGCGAUUGCAGUGCCAUCAAUGGAUAAGAAAGAUGAAUUUUAUGACAUUCUUAACCAGAUGAGAGAAGCAAUUAGGAAUGUGAAUGCCGAGUAUGUGAAGCAGCUUCAAAGCACUGAUGGGCACUUGAAUUUCAUCAAAAGCAGGGCUGCAAGUUUCAUGAAGGGAGAGGUGGUCACCUUUAGCUUCACCAGUUUGUGCAGGCUUCCUGUGUAUGUAGCUGACUUUGGGUGGGGAAAGCCCGUUUGGCUUGGCUCUGCUAGCUUGACUUUCAAGAAUCUCUGUUCUCUCUUUGACACCAAAUAUGGAGAUGGAAUUGAGGCAUGGAUCAACUUGAAACAGGAAGACAUGGCUAAACUUGAAGCUGACAAGGAGUUCCUUUCGUAUGUUUCUUCAACUUCUAAAGUCAAAAUUUCUGACUUUUAGCUCUAGGAAAAGCUAUUCAAAAGUGGCAUCCUGGUUUCUGGCACUGAAAUCUGAAAAUCCAAUGGACCAAACGAAAAACAAAAGUUCAUAGCACCAGUUUAGUUUAUCGUUUCUUUCUUUGUAAGUGUGAAAAAAGCGUUUAUUGUAUUUCUUUAACUUUCUAGUCCGUUUCGUAAUUAAGUAUAGCUAGCAAGGUUUGUUUAUAAAUAAAAAAUCUUUGUCUUCUUUUUCGAUCAAUGUCAAUCAUGAGAAUCCCAACUAAAUUAACAACUGAAACGUUAUUAUAU
This is a messenger RNA of Durio zibethinus, 1613 nucleotides long. The record is from RefSeq and is a predicted model, not a curated record. NCBI's taxonomy places the organism in Eukaryota, Viridiplantae, Streptophyta, Magnoliopsida, Malvales, Malvaceae.